Molecule: messenger RNA, 1392 nt
Organism: Sungouiella intermedia
Lineage: Eukaryota; Fungi; Ascomycota; Pichiomycetes; Serinales; Metschnikowiaceae
Source: the annotation of a GenBank genome assembly
AUGACAAAAAUAGCAUUUAUCCACCCAGAUUUGGGCAUUGGAGGCGCCGAAAGACUCGUAGUUGAUGCUGCUGUUGGCCUUCAGAAUUUAGGCAACGAAAUCGUUGUCUACACGUCGCACUGUGACAAAUCACACUGUUUUGAUGAAGUCAAGGCUGAUAUCUUGAAAGUGCAUGUUUUUGGGGAUUUCCUCCCCACUACCAUUGUUGGAAAGUUCCAUAUUCUUUGUGCAAUCAUUCGCCAACUCUAUUUGGUAACGAAAUUGAUCGUUACGGGCAAAAUCUCCAAGUACGACUACUUCAUAGUGGACCAACUCUCAUUCUGCGUGCCACUCUUGAGUCUCUUCUGCAACGCCAACUGUAAGGUGUUGUUCUACUGCCAUUUCCCCGACCAGUUACUUGCAAAGAAGUCUGGCCUUGCGAAAAUGCUUUAUAGGGUUCCCUUCGAUGCGUUGGAAGAAUGGACCACUGGAGUCAGUGAUCAAGUGGUGGUCAACUCAACCUUCACCAAAUCCAUUUUCCACAACACAUUCACUCAUUUGCAGACACUCAAUCCUGGUGUCAUCUACCCUUGUGUGGAUAUUAGCCAACCGGAUCAGGAUAAUUCAGAAGCAGAGGCAGAACUUAAUGAGUUUAUGAAAGGAGGUAAAUUUUUCUUGUCCAUCAACAGAUUCGAGAGAUUGAAGAACAUCGAAUUGGCAAUCAAAGCAUUUGCAGAGUUCAAGUCCAAAACAACUCAAGUGCCAUGUCCCAAGUUGAUUAUAGCUGGUGGGUUUGAUUCUCGUGUUAGGGAGAAUGUGGAGUAUUUGAGUGAGUUGGAGAAACUCUGUGACGAGCUACACUUGGUGCAUUAUACCUUCCGAGGAAAGUUGGUAAUGAUGCCUCAGUCUACAGAGGUGAUUUUCCUUCCCUCGGUGAAGACAUCCAUCAAGAACGCUGCGUUGAAGACUGCCCAACUUCUACUUUAUACACCUACAUUUGAGCACUUUGGAAUUGUGCCCGUGGAGAGUAUGUUAAACAAAACCCCUGUUUUGGCUAUAGACAGAGGUGGACCACUUGAGUCAAUUGUGAACUUUACCGGCUCCAAUGGCGCGGAGGCCACGGGGUUCAAUCGUCCCAAUGAUGUUGACCAAUGGGCAAAAAUCUUGCUUGAGUUCUCGUUGCCUGCGAAUGACAAGUUGCGUGAACAAUUGGGGGAAAACGGAUACAACCGAGCAAAGACGAUUUUUAGCCGAGAGCAAAUGAGUGAGUCUUUCGCAACGAAUUUGAAAGCUGCCUCCAAAACCAAAUCUGACAAGGGUAUUAUAUACAAGGUGUUGCUGAUGUGGAAGUUCUUGGUUGGAGCUUUGGCAAUUGGAAUUCUCGCAGUAUUCUUGAACAACUUCAGUAAAUAG